Messenger RNA from Megalopta genalis, 3456 nucleotides. It is a transcript of the gene bib, whose product is annotated as MIP channel family protein big brain. The record is from RefSeq and is a predicted model, not a curated record. Gene Ontology annotation, molecular function: water channel activity. Gene Ontology annotation, biological process: transmembrane transport; water transport. NCBI's taxonomy places the organism in Eukaryota, Metazoa, Arthropoda, Insecta, Hymenoptera, Halictidae. Gene Ontology annotation, cellular component: plasma membrane.
CCCCACUUGUUUCGACGUAAGGUCGGCUUGUCACUCGAGAGUGCGUUGCCAUUCCGGCAACAUCGGACGUGUCCGUUCACCAGCAUCCUUGCCCGUUUUUCGCAACCGUGGUCCAUCUGGAACACCACUGAGACCCAGUGUCUUUACAAUCUUUUCAACAACGUUUCACGGUUUUUGUGGUGUCCGGGACAGUCCGUGGUUCGACGAGGUGCGACACGAUCAGUGAUACAAUUUUAAAGGAUGCUCUGACGAUCUUUGAACGCGGAACGACUUCGAUACAUUGUUAGACCUUUGGAAGAGAGUUCAGAGUUCUUGGUAAUUAGCCGGGAAUAGCAACGGACAAACGAUGGCAACGGAAACGCUGUCGCGCGAGCUGGACGCGCAUAUUAUCACUCUGUUGACGAGGAUCUCAGCGCUGAGGGAGAACAAUGCCGAUGUAACCGCCGAGAGGAAAGCCCCGAUGUCGAUCGAGGCGCGCAGCCUCGAGCUCUGGAGAGCGGUCGCCGUCGAGUGUUUCGCCACUUUCCUCUUCAGCUUGGCGGUUUCCGGCGCCGCGGCGUCCUCCGCGGUUUCUGGCAGUGGACUCUCCGUCCUUGCCACCGCUGUCGCCUCCGGGUUCGCCAUCGCCGCGAUUUCUCUCAUUUUUGGACACAUCAGCGGUGGCCACGUGAAUCCAGCUGUCUCGGUUUCUUUCGCUCUCUGUAGACGGAUUUCGCUGCUCCGCGCUGCUCUCUACAUCGCAGCACAAUGCGGAGGUGGAAUAGCCGGCGCGGCGAUGCUCUACGGGGUGACCACGCCAUCGAACACACAAACCUUGACGUCCCCCGGCCGCCUGAGCGGAGCCAUCGAAAGGUUGCUAGUGGAAUUGGCGUUGUCUGUGCUGAUUGUCCUCGCUCAUUUCACCUCGGAAUCCGCUAAGACGCUGCCGAUGUCCAUCUCUUCGAAACCAGCCGGCGUGUUGGCCGCAGCAUAUACGGCGGCCACUUUAGUUUCGAGUCCGUUCCUGAAUCCAGCCAGAGCAUUGGGACCAGCGUUCGUCAGCAACCGAUGGGACAACCACUGGGUCUACUGGGUGGGUCCGUUGUCGGGUAGCGCGGUAGCGGCGUUGCUGCACGAGUACGUGUUGAACCCGAAGCGGUCCAGAGACUCGCGGGACGUGGACGACGGGGACAACUCGUCGAUGAGGUCCGAUGAGGAUACCUAUGACGAUCUAGACAAGCCUACGGGGCCCAAGUUUCCUAGCGCGUAUGCCACCUAUCGUCCCGUGGCAGGAGCCGCGUCUUCUUCCAUCUACAGCGCGCCACCCACAGCUUUGGAGCGGGUCGAAUCGAUUUAUGGCGGAACAAAAUCUUUGUACUGCAAGUCGCCGCCGCUGACUCGGGCCAAUUUGAACCGCUCUCAAAGCGUGUACGCAAAGUCGACCACCGGGACCAAGGACGGUCUGAUGAUCCCGAAACCGGGUCCGCUGGUCCCGGCUCAGAGCCUCUACCCGAUCAGGAUAGGACAGACAGCCUCCCAGAACUCGAGGGAGAGUCAGCAACCGCAGAGCGGGCCCAGCGGCCCGGCCCAGACUACCCAGAAUCAUAACAGCACCAACCAGAACAUGCAGAAUCAACUGCAACAAUGUACUCAAAGCAUCUACGGCAUUAGGGGAAUCUCGACCAGCCUGAGUACCCGGGAGAACGGAAUCUAUGGCGUCUCCACCGGGUCCAGUAUAUACGGACGCGCUCCUGCCCCUCCUCCUGCGAAUCAGAGCUCUUCAUCGGCUCAGGGUGUCCAGAACGCGGGACAGAACCACCAUCAACAACAGCAGCAACAGCAGCAGCAACAGCAACAACAGCAACAACAACAACAACAGCAGCAGCAGCAGCAGCAGCAGCAACAGCAGCAGCAACAACAGUUGACGGUCAACUCUGAAAAUACAGCUAAUUCUAGGAGACCUGAAAGCAUGUACGGUCACAUUUCUAGACGCAGCGAUGAUUCCGCGUAUGGUAGCUACCAAGGCUCCACCAGAGGAAACUACGGGAAAGUACCCGGCCCACCGGGUCCACCAGGCCCACCCAGCGGACCUUCGGGCCCCCCGCAGUACCGCGACCCAGGCAGACCUAGCCCAGCUGCACCCUUGCAGCAGAGCCAACAGAACUUCCAGAGGAACUCACCGAAUCCGCAAUACUGACUAUAAAUGCAACCUUGUCGGAUGACUAAGGCAACUGCUGAAAUUGGCAGCCGAUGAGGCAUAUUGAUCGCGGAUCCGGAUAUGCGAUCGCAAGCGGUCGCGGGGAUGAAAUGUUCUGACACGAUGAAGAAAUCGUCUGGAUUCUUGUUCGCAUCGGAUCGGGGCCUCGCUAGGAAGCAUCCACGUGUGCCAUUUAUGUAAUGUGAUCAGAGGGACAAGGUAGAUCCUUUACCGUUGGGAUGUGUCGGAACGUUGGAGACAUCUAUUAUUGGCAACCGUGCGAGUAUGUUUAAGGAUGUUUUUCACACAGGAUCUUUUGGACAUUUUAAAACGGUAACGUUUACUGUUACCCGAAGCCGAUCGUAUUUCGGUCCUGAAAUUAAAAGUAUUGUCCACCGUAAAUAUUUAUCUCGUUGAGAUUCGUUGCGAUUACACGGGAAUUACAACGGCAAUACUUUACGAUUGUUUCCCACACGAGUCAGGCGAACCACCGAACUGCCAAUUCUUGCUAAUUCUUGCCAAUUCUGUAUCCAUCUAUAAAUAAUAAUUUUCUAUAUUAAUUCAUUAGGAUUUGCGAUUGUUUAAGUAAUGUUUUUAAUCGAGGUUUAAUUGUUCGAACGUUUACCGAAACUCGCGGUGUAUCUUCCAAGAUGGCCGACAAACGACUAAUUUCGAAUUUCGAUACUGUGAUCCGAAUUGAAAUUUGGUUUGCUCGACUCGAUCGAAAGUUGAUAACUGGAUACAUUGGAUUCGGACUGACUAGACUCGUAAACUGUGUAUUGCCAUAAAAGACUGAUCUCGCACAAUAAUUUCGUUGAAUAGAUCAAUUACCUUUUUCUAUACCGAUAUUAGUCGUACUCACGGAACGCGAUCGUCAUUAGAGAAUAUCGUAGGACAGUUUCUAGUUUGUACAACCUCGGUUGUACGAGGCGAAAGAUUUCGCGACCGUCAGAAGCAAAGUGUACGAUAUAACUUGUGUAUCAGGGCCGUAUCAUUUUUCAGAGAUAUACGACGAUAUUUGACAGAAAUACACGACUUAUCAAAACGCGAACGAAUUGCAGACGUUUGUAUAUUGAUAAACCCACGAAAACAAGUGCUUUGUAUAUAUAUACAUAGAUAUAGAUAUAGAUAUAGAUAGAUAUAAUUAUUAAACUUUGUAUUUAUUACUUUUUAUCGUAGAUAUAGAAUUACGACCGCGCUUGCGUUCGUGUAUGUAUGUAAACGGACAAGUUCGACAAUAAACAAAUCGAUGAAAGUGACUUACUUGAUAUAAAAAACAA